AUUUCAGUUGAAACAAAGGAUUACGAUGCCAGCAGAUAUGACGCAGUUUGAUGUUGAUCAACAGAAGAGAUUAAAUAUGGCAAAUUAUUCAAACAUUCGGAAUUAAGAUAAAAUGACGUUGCUAAAUUCAAAGAAAUUAUCGCUUUGAAAUAUAUAUCACUAUUUUCUACACGCCAGACAACGAGACAUUCUUACAUUAAUGUAAAUUCUCAGAAAAGACAACAUAUGCCUGAAAAGGGCAUUGAUUCCACGAUAAAUAGGAAUAAUACGACAAAGGUGAUAAUUAAUGAGUAGUUUUUUAAUAGGAAAUACCUCAAGAGGAAUUACUCUAAAUGUAGUAUGGCUGAUUUAAAUUAUCACGAUGAGUACAGUCCAAGGCGAGCGUUCCUUUUAAAAGAGGGAGUAAAGAAAAACAAAAAAGUCUUUGAUAAAGGUAUUGGAGCAAACCCGGGCAAUGGAUGUGCUGUUCAAAUGGUUGAUCUCCCGGAUGACGAAAAUGUUUUUUCAUCUAAUUCUCCGGAAACGAAAGGGACUGAGACAGGGACUAAUAAUGUGCCCCAUCUUAUUUAUGGAAAUUAUCAUCGACACACACAAAUCCCGAUUCAGGUCAAAAUAUAUAAUUUUCUAGAAAGACCGACCGGAUGGAAGUGUUUUGCCUAUCAUUUCACAGUAUUUAUGAUGGUUUUGAUCUGCCUUAUCAGUAGUGUACUCUCAACAAUUGACGAGUAUGAAGAGUUUACCAAUCUAUUUUGGAUGGAGAUCGUACUUGUCGUAUUUUUCGGUGUAGAAUAUAUUGUGCGUCUGUGGUCAGCCGGAUGUCGGAGCAAAUACAUGGGCUUAAGAGGAAGAAUACGAUUUGCAACAAAACCCAUUUCACUUAUAGAUUUUUCAGUAGUAGCUGCAUCUAUAGUUGUAUUUACAAUAGGCUCAGAAGGACAAGUUUUCGCAACAUCAGCAAUAAGAGGUGUACGAUUUUUACAGAUAUUGCGCAUGCUUCAUGUGGACAGACAGGGCGGUACCUGGCGGCUUCUUGGAUCUGUGAUAUAUUUACAUAGACAGGAGCUUAUCACGACGUUAUAUAUAGGUUUUCUCGGCUUGAUAUUCUCAUCAUAUUUUGUUUACCUUGCUGAGAGAGAACAUAAUUCUAAAGAUUUUAAGAGCUAUGCAGACGCGUUAUGGUGGGGUGUGAUCACUGUUAUGACAAUAGGAUAUGGUGACAAAGUGCCACAGACUUGGAUGGGGAAAAUUGUUGCUUCAUGUUUCGCAGUAUUUGCUAUAUCAUUUUUCGCGCUACCAGCAGGUAUUCUCGGAUCUGGUUUUGCAUUGAAAGUACAACAAAAACAGAGACAGAAACAUUUUAACAGACAGAUACCGGCUGCAGCCACUCUAAUUCAGUGCCUAUGGCGAUGUCACGCGGCUGACCCAAACUCAAAGUCAGAGGCCACGUGGCGUAUACAUAUACACGACACGAGUAAUGAUGAAACGGUAUUGUCACGUGUCGCACGGCGAGCUAGCUUGACACUGAGAAAACGCCGUUUGUCAACGAGAUUUGAUGCCAGCUCAAUGAACAGUCGUACAGCAAGAGACAGCGUGUCGUCUGUCAACUGUGAUGACAAAAUUGGAACUCCGCGACCAAAUCGCCGAGACAGUUUCUGGAGUCACCGUCCCAGCAUUAUAGGUUUUAAUUUUGGAGGUAAAGACAAUGACAAUGACUCUGACUUCGAAAAUGAAGAGCCCGAAAAAGUUGUUGUCUUAACUGAAGCUCACAAAACAGCGAUAAGAGUUUUGAGAAAGAUGAAAUAUUUUGUUGCAAGAAGAAAAUUUCAGCAAGCACGGAAACCGUAUGACGUCCGUGAUGUAAUUGAACAGUAUUCACAAGGCCAUCUUAAUAUGAUGGUGAGAAUUAAGGAGUUACAACGGCGAAUUGACCAAUCACUAGGGAAACCGGGAAUUUUACAUUCAAAAAAUCACAAAGAAAGAGAGCGGCAAACUAUAAGUGCACGAGUUAUGAAAAUAGAAUGCCAGGUGAAUAAAAUGGACCAGAAGAUAGAUCAAUGUUUGGUAUUAUUACAUCAGUUGGUAAAGAAACGACAAAUUAUAAACCAAGAUUCUCGAGAGGAUGAAGUAUGAGAAUGACGAAAUAAUCGAAUAUUACACGGAAAGUUACUGUAAAACACGAAAUAACGGGAUCUUACACGGAAAGUAACUUUACAACACGAAAUGACUAAAUGUUACAUGGAAAAUUACUUUAAAACACGAAAAACGGGAUAUUACACGGAAAGUUACUUUUUAACACGAAAUAAUGAAAUAUUACACGGAAAGUUACUUUAUAACACAAAGUAACGCAAUAAAACACGGAAAAUUACUUUAUAACAUGAAAUGCGAGAAAGCAGAAUUAAGGUGUAAACAAAAUUUAAAUAUAGUAGUAGUGAUGCUACAACGAGGAACAAGUAUUAAUGCUGAUGUUGCAUACGGUAAAGAACAGUGAAAAUUUAUAUUAUAAAAUGGCAUAGUGACAACUCGUAUGAAAAACAAAUGACACGAAAACGACGUAACAGUAAUGUGUUAAAAGGAAUGAAAACUUUAAACAAUCAUUAAGAUUAUGGUAUAGUGCAUAUAAGAUAUGAUAUAAGUAUAGUGAGGUUGACAAAGGCAGUUUGACAUAACAUUGAAUGUUUUAUACAAUAAUGAAACAAUAUCAUGAAAAUCCGAAAUAAACUAUGACUAAUGGUGAACAAUAAAUGAGCCGCGUCA
Ruditapes philippinarum (Manila clam) is the source of this 2754-nucleotide messenger RNA. RefSeq names its product potassium voltage-gated channel subfamily KQT member 1-like. The record is from RefSeq and is a predicted model, not a curated record. Gene Ontology annotation, cellular component: membrane. Bases 340 to 2130 code for a protein of 596 amino acids. Gene Ontology annotation, molecular function: voltage-gated potassium channel activity. The transcript is spliced from 15 exons. Gene Ontology annotation, biological process: potassium ion transport; transmembrane transport. NCBI's taxonomy places the organism in Eukaryota, Metazoa, Mollusca, Bivalvia, Venerida, Veneridae.